Messenger RNA from Lachancea fermentati, 1956 nucleotides. The record is from the annotation of a GenBank genome assembly. Lineage: Eukaryota; Fungi; Ascomycota; Saccharomycetes; Saccharomycetales; Saccharomycetaceae.
AUGGCAGUUCGUGUGGACUCUUUGAUGAAACCCAUUGUCAAGCAAAUCAACAGGAUGUACACCACUGGUUCUUCUAAGAACCUUGCCUCGGCUACGCGCGAUAAUACUUUUUCCAAGAGUCAUGAGUGUGCCGACAAGAGUCAUUGGCACAAGACGCCGGUCGGGUCACAGGCCAAGGCGAUGCUUCGGGAUCCGAAGCCAAAGCAAACGAGAUUGGUCGUGGAUGGCCCAAUUGAGUGUCCACUAGAGGGAUUCCAGCUACUGAACUCGCCGCUGUUCAACAAAGGCUCUGCGUUCACAUUCGAAGAAAGAGAGGCAUUUGGUCUUGAGGGUCUUCUUCCUCCCAUGGUUAACACCCUGGACGAGCAGGUGGAAAGAGCAUACAAGCAGUUGUGCUACUUGAAGACUCCGCUUGCCAAGAACGAUUUCAUGACAUCGAUGCGUGUUCAGAACAAGGUGCUUUUUUUCGAGCUCGUCAGGCGUCACAUUCGUGAGUUGGUGCCAAUUAUCUACACUCCUACUGAAGGUGACGCUAUUGCUGCUUACUCUCAUCGUUUCCGUAAGCCAGAGGGUGUCUUCUUGGAUAUCACCGAGCCCAAUUCCAUUGAACGUCGUCUAGCCUCGUACGGUGGAGACAAGGACGUCGACUACGUUGUUGUCAGUGAUUCGGAAGGUAUUCUAGGUAUUGGUGACCAGGGUAUCGGUGGUAUUCGUAUCUGUAUCUCGAAGCUAGCUUUAAUGACUCUAUGUGGUGGUGUUCAUCCAGGUCGUGUGCUGCCUGUGUGCCUGGACGUAGGCACCAACAACAAAAAGUUGGCACGUGAUGAACUUUAUAUGGGCAACCGUUUCUCCAGAGUGAGAGGAAAACAAUACGAUGAGUUCGUUGACAACUUUAUCCAGGCAUUGAAAAAAAGAUUCCCAUCAGCUGUUCUUCAUUUUGAAGAUUUCGGUGUUACCACUGCUAGACCUUUACUUGACCGUUAUAGAAACGAGGUUGCGUGUUUCAACGAUGAUAUCCAAGGUACAGGUGCUGUUGUCAUGGCCUCCUUUUUGGCUGCUCUAAAACACACAAAGAGAGACCUGAACAGUUGUCGGGUCUUGGUUUAUGGUGCCGGUUCUGCCGGUCUUGGUAUUGCUGAUCAAAUCGUUAACCACAUGGUCACACAUGGAUUGUCAAAGGAGGAAGCCAGAUCAAAGAUCUUUUUGAUGGAUAGAAGGGGUUUAAUCAUGGACUCUAUGGAAUCUGUGUCUUCUCCAGCCCAAUACUUGUACGCUAAGCCAGAUGAAGAGUGGGACGGUGUGAACACCACCUCUCUUUUGGACGUUGUAUCGCGUGUCAAGCCAACAUGUUUGAUUGGUUGUUCUACACAAGCUGGUGCAUUCAACAAGGCAGUCGUCCAAGAAAUGCAUAAGCAUAACCCAAGACCUAUCAUCUUCCCAUUGUCCAACCCUACAAGACUUCACGAGGCUGUUCCCGAAGAUUUAAUGAGAUGGACUAACUUCGACGCUCUGGUCGCCACUGGAUCCCCAUUCCCACCUGUAGAAGGUUACCGUAUUUCCGAGAAUAACAACUGUUUUUCUUUCCCUGGUAUCGGUCUUGGUGCAGUGUUGUCUCGUGCUCGAGUUAUUUCUGACACGAUGAUAUCCGCAGCUGUUGAUCAAUUGGCUUCUCUCUCGCCUAUGACCGAAGGCGACUCCAAGCCCGGUUUACUGCCUCCACUUGAGGUUAUCACUGAUACUUCUGCUAAGGUUGCCACCGCCGUUAUUCUCCAAGCUCUCAAAGAAGGAAGUGCUCGUAUUGAGGAAGAGAAUAUUCCCGGUCAAAAAGAGAAGGUCCAAGUACCCCGCGAUUUCAACGAGUGUCUAAAAUGGGUUUCAAGUCAAAUGUGGAAGCCUGAAUACAGACCAAUGGUAAAGGUUCAACAUGAUCCUGAAGUUCACACUCAUCAAUUUUAA